Messenger RNA from Lolium perenne, 1792 nucleotides. The record is from RefSeq and is a predicted model, not a curated record. NCBI's taxonomy places the organism in Eukaryota, Viridiplantae, Streptophyta, Magnoliopsida, Poales, Poaceae.
GGGUGUUUCAGCGUAAGGUACCCACUUCGUCUCAAAUCGCGUCUACGAACCCUAGGAGGAGAUGUUUGUUCCCGGCGGCGUGCUGGGGAAGGAGGUCUUGCCGGCCGGAAAGGGGGAGGAGGCGCAGCCGGGCCGUCUCGUCGAGGCCCCCGGCUUAUGCGCGCAGGAGGAGCCAAUUCAGGAGGGGUACCGCACUUGCCUCCUCGCGCCGGUCGGCCGGUGGUCAUUUGGCUGUGGCGUCCAUCCCCCGACGGAUGUCGCGCUGGAGGGGACGGCCGGGCAGGGAGACGAGUCAGCGCCAGGGCGUGGCGUCCAGGCCGUUGUCUUGAAGGAGGGGGACGGGGAUGCGGCGCGGCCGUGGCGUUCAGCCGUCGGGUCCCUUGGGCGGCGAUGGCGCACGGCCUAGGCGUCCAGCCGUCGGCUCCAUGCGGCGGCGUUGUGGAGCAACGGUAGGAGCGACCGUUGACUCCAUGGACGGAUGGGCUCCGAGGGGUGGGGCAAAGGUAGGAGCAGCUCUGGAAGCAAGGUGGUCAGCUCCAUCGACGGAUGCACGGGACCUGCACCAGUACGAGCAUCCACAAGUUCAGCAAUUUUUUCCCUUCCAGUACUCUAUGAACCAAAGCACAAACAGGCCGCAAGAGCUCCUGCAGCAAGUACCAAGCAGCAACAGCAAACGUACUGUGACAUAUAAAAAUAUCAAUGUGCCCGAGGGCGGCUGUAGUUUAUCAAUUCGGGAGGACCUUCUCAACAAAUAUGCUGAAGAGACGCUAAACUACUGCACCGCGGCUGCGGCUUCAAACAGUACUCUGCAUAAUGCAUUGGAUUCAUCACCAAACCUUGUGAAGGAGAAGGAACAACAAAUAUUACAACUACAGAACGAACUUGACUUUGUCUCUUCACAACUGUACAAUUACGAGCUGAGCUUCGAGUCUUGUCUCACGAGCUGAGCUUGGUAGACCUUCGUCUUGACGUUUCGGAUUUACGGGACGCCCGCCUCUCUAACAAAAAACUUUCAAACAAAUGUUUCUAUGUCCAUUCCUUCAGGCAUUUGCAGAUUGACGAUGUGGCGACUGUGGUUUGGAGGAGUGCGGCCCCCCUCAAGUGCAAGAUUUUCUGCUGGCUUGCCAGGAGAAAACGGCUCCCCACCAACGAACGGCGGUUCCGGCACCACCUCACCGCCUCCGCCGCUUGCCUCUCCUGUAACACCGUUGAAGAUACUGACCACCUGCUGCUCUUCUGUCCCCGAGCUACCGAAGUUUGGGAGUCUUUCCACCUGGGGUUCGACCCCGGCGCCUACGCCAGCUUCUCAGACUUCUGCCUCCAACACAGCAGCAGUUAUGAAGAAGCCACUAUCAACACGGCCAUCGCUUGGAGCAUCUGGAAGCGUAGGAAUGCUCUGACCUUCAAUAACAUAAACGAAGAUCUCUCUUUUGUCACCCGCAGAUGCAUCCAGGAUAUCCGGCUCUGGGCUUUCAGAUGUAACACCCCCUCCUCAACCUCCUUUCUAAAUUCUUGGUGUAAUGGGUAUGAUCCCCCUUGAAAAAAAACCUCCCCCCCUUUCUCUUUUUUCCUUUUGCUCUCCCCGCCUAGUCGACUAGGUGCCUCAAAACUCUCCUUGUAAUGAACCCGGUUGUUUGCCUUAUUGGUUAUAAAGUGUUCAGGCCAGGUCAAAAAAAAAAACUGUACAAUUAUAAGGAGAAGGAGAAAGCUCAGAACAAAGAACAUGCCAGUAGACUGCAAGAUGAGAAAUGCAAAUCUAGGAAAUAUUGUAAACUUUUCUGGUUCAUGUUUA